This is a messenger RNA of Agrilus planipennis (emerald ash borer), 3213 nucleotides long. RefSeq lists its product as uncharacterized. Bases 404 to 2755 code for a protein of 783 amino acids. The record is from RefSeq and is a predicted model, not a curated record. NCBI's taxonomy places the organism in Eukaryota, Metazoa, Arthropoda, Insecta, Coleoptera, Buprestidae. The transcript is spliced from 3 exons.
UAAUAAUUUUAUUAUUUUAACAUCUAUAAUUAUUUUUGUAGCAUCGGUUUAUUUGAAAACAACCUAGACACUUGUUUAACCGCGAUUUUCAACUGUUAAAAAGUCAACCUGAAUAUAUAGAUGUGCGUUAUUCUUGUGCAAUUUUGCUGUUUUCCAAUAUAUGAUUGCAGUAUUUUAAGGUAAUAUGAAAAUUUUACGAUAUAUUACAUUAAGAGUCCAAAAGUUAGGGUAUUCCGGAUUAAAAAUAUCAAACAGAUUGAUUUUGCGUCUAGUACAAGAUAAAACGCUUUAUUUAUAAUAAAUGAUUUCAACACUUUCAUGAAUGCAGUUCCGUAUCGAUUUAUAAUUCCCUUACAUUUUUUAAUUAACUGUAUAGAUUUAAAAUCGUUUAAUCUGCUAUACCAUGGCUUACGAAAAUUUUAACAUGUAUAGCAGAGAAGGUAUUAAAAAACCAAAGGUGAUUGUGGAAUCAGUGAAAAGUGAUACUAUUUAUACUCCAUUAUGGAUAAACGAUUUUUGCAAUAACAUGGAGUUAAAAAAGUCAAUUUUCUCAAGAUAUUACUUAAGCGAUGCAAGACUUAACUCUGUACUUAGAAUGACUGACAAAGAAUUACAAGACACAACUGAAAUUGUCAUGAAAUUUGUGAACAGUCUUUAUGGAGACUCCAUUGCCCAACAGUUAGGUCUUACAAACAAUAACUCUGUUAAUCCUGAAGAAGCACUGAGAAAAUGGAACAUAAAGGAUUAUAUGGCCAUGGGAAAUGCAUAUCCAUAUAAUUGCGUAUUUAAUUUAAUGGAAAAUGCUCCUUUGAGAUCAUCUGAUCCAAGAUUGGUCAAAUUAGGAUUUGGGAAUUUUUCUCAAAACACCUUUCAGACUAAUACCUCAUCUUCUACUAACAGCAUAGGGAAAAACAGGACAGUUGAUAAAGUUGGUUAUUGUCAUCAUUUAAAUGUAUCAAAAAUUAAUAAAGAAACACAAUCAACUGAUAAAAUUCCUGUUAAAAAUGAAAAUAAUUAUAAAGGAAAGCCACUUGUGUCAUUAGAAGUAACCACCUUUGCAAAUGGGAAACUUGCUAAAAUGAAUUGUUUAAAUAAAACUAACGAGAGUAGCAUACAAAAAACAAAGUUAUUCUUCACUUUUACAGAAUAUCAGAAACUUCUGAAUGUUCUCCAUAAGAUUGCUGCAGCACGUACUGAAAGUGCAUCCUCACAAAAGCCCAUGGACAUUAUUGAGAACAGAUGCAACGUGUGCUUUAACUUUAAUACUAACUGUAACAGAAAUGUAAAUUAUACAAAUAAUACCGUACAAACAAACUACAAGGGGAAUGUGGAAAAUACGUUUGCAUAUACUAAUACGACAGAAACUUCAAAGUUAAUCUGUGAAAAAAAAAAUGAGAGUAUGUCGCAUAAUCAGAAGUAUUGUAUGUCAACUUAUACAAGUCCUGAAACAAAAGCAAAUGUCUGUAGACCUAACUUAACGAAUGUUUACCCAGUUAAUGAAUCAAAAGAAAAAUAUAAACCCAGUAAUCACAGUGAUUUAUUAGGUUGUAAUGAAAGAUGCCCAAAAACGCGCAUUACUCUUUCAAAUCAAAAGUCAAAACCAUCACACCUUUAUGACUACGAAGGCAACAAAGAAAAUUUGCAGCAAAAUAAGUUAUUUACCAAACGAGUAGUGUCUCGUCCGUUUCAGAAUUGCUAUGAACACAACGAUUUUGUUGAAUGUAAAGAUUUUGAUAGUUUUCAGUUAAGUAUGAGACAGCAAAUUAAUUCUAAACACAACAAAAAAAUUGCUGUAACAAAGAAAAAUAAAAAUUUAGAAUCUGAAAAGAACAAAAUUCAGUCUGGGUCUGUUCAAAAGAAGAACAAAGUUUUGACCACUCAAAGCAGAAAUGUACAAGUUAUCCCUUUAGCGCCGAUUACAACUACAACUGUUAAAAGCCAGAGAACAAAUAAGAAAAAAAAUUGUAGGGAUAGUAAAGAUUCUGAUAUAAACAAUAUAAUUGGGGAUGAAUUUUUAGAAAAUACAAUGGAUGUGAUUGAUUGGAUUGAAAAAAACAGUGACACUUUAAACACUGUCCAAUGGUGUAAGUCGGUAAAGGAAAUAAAAAACGACCUGUUAAAGGGAAUAGAUGAAAAAGAAAAUAACAAUGAAAGUGAAAACAAACCUUUAACCGAUAAGACAGGCACAAAAAAGAAAAGCUAUUUUAAUGACAAUAAGAGAAGCACUCAAACAGACGAAAAAGCAAAUCCAGAUAUUAAAAAAGAAAAUCAUGAAAAUAAAAUACUUAAAGAAAAUGUCACGCAACCUAACAAUAAUACAGCACAAUUCUCUCAAAUAUCAUAUGAAGAUAAAAUUGUACUUGGAAAGAAUCAAAUUGCAAUUCCCAGUACAGAAGCAGAAAAAAAUAAAAACGAAACUGAGCACGAAAACAAUAGUAAUAAAUCUAAUUCUAUCUGUGAUCAAAUUAAAACAACACCAAAACCUGAAGAUGGUACAGAACAUCAGAAAAGCUGCGAUUCUGCAGAAGGAACAGACUUGCUACCAAAUUCUAAUGAAGAUAAUAACCAAAAGGCUUAUCCUUACAAUUUAAGGAAAAGAAAGCCGGUUGUAUAUUUUUAUCCAUCAGGUACUAUUCAAUAUUUCACGUAUCAUGUAGGUAAUGCAUUGCUUAUUCUAGUGUUCAGAAGAAUUGUACCGAAUAGAGAGUGCAAGAGGGCAAAAACAAGAAAUAAUAAUAAAAAAGAAACUAAUUAAAAAGUUAGUAACACUUUUCUUGAGCUUUAAAAAACCUAAGAGUAUUUUAUAUCUUUAUCAAAAUCUAAUCAUUUAUUAGUCAUUUUCUGUGAUCAAGAUAGGUGCACAUUUUUCAAAUAAAUGUAAGUAAACAAGUAAGUUAAGAUGCGUUAAAAAAAUGUAUAUUUUUAAUACUAACAGACAUUACAUACAUGUGCCAUAAAAUUAAUGGUAGCUUUUUUAUGCCUUUUGAAGGAGGAAUACCUUUAAGUUAUAGUUAGAAUUACGCUUUAAUUUGCUCUACAUUCGACGAUUAGCUUUUUUAUUUUAACGAGUUAGUUUAUUUUUAUUUAUUUAGAAAACUGAAGUAAGCACAUUUUAUUUUUUCAAAGGGCAUAAAAUUUAGUGCAAGAGAUUUAUUUUGAGUUUUAUUUUUAUAAUUUCAGUUUAUGUUUAUGUUCUUUGAAUUCCUUUUUCUA